GCUGCCGCCCCCUAGCGGCGAAGCGGAAGACUGCACCGUUUCCUCUGAUGACAACGUUGACCUGCGGCUGACCCCACUAAAAUCGGACAAAAAACAGCCCAAUAAAAUGCUGUCCGUUAAAUAUAUUUUGUGAAGUACAUUUAUUUUUAAAAAAGAAACGGUUUUAUUUUGUGCCUCGAUAGUGGAUCUGUAGAGAGUUUUCAGGCCCGCAGACGGUGAGCAGGGAUAUUUGCUUCACACUCCACACACAUGUCACCUUCCGUUUCCACUCCUCUCUGCUCCCCUUCUGAAGUGGAUGGGGAAAUGUGGUGCUACCAAAAACCAGGGUUUGAUACCCUCCUCCUCACUGAGCUGCAGAGACAACAACAGUGCAGCCAGUUCUGUGACACUCUGCUUAAGGCAGAAGGGGUGUCUAUACCCGCACACAGCUGUAUUCUGUCAGCUAUCAGCCCCCACAUCUCCUCCGCUCUGUCCUCCACACCGACUCCCGCUGCGGGGCAGAGUCGCCUCUUGGAGUUUCGGGCUCUGGGUGCCUGCACCUUGCUCCACUUGGUCAGGCUUCUAUACUCUGGAGAGAUGGCUGGGGAGGGUGAGAGGGAGAAGCAACAGGCUAUUUCUGCUGCGGCCAACCUGGGCAUCCACGGGUUGGUGGAGGUGACGAAAAGGGAGUGUAAGAGCAGGGAUGGGGUCGGGCAGUGCGCCGAAAUAGGAGUGCAGACGGAGCCUCUGAUGUUUGAGAGUGAGGAGAGACCGAGCAGGUGGAGGAGAGAGGUGAGGGAUGGGAGCACUUUUCUGUGGAAAGAGAUGAUGUCAAAUGGCGGGAAGGAUGUGUGCACUCAAACAGACGAGCUGCAGAUAAACACAGCUCCACCUGCUCACCCAGCAGUAUCGUUUGAGACCAUCAAUAUGAGUGCUCUGCAGAGUAUACAGCACUCAGACCCCCUACUUGUUCCCCCUCAGAUUUGCCCUGUGUCUGUCCUCUACCCUCCAAAUGAACUAACACCUCAGAUAUCCUCUGCUCCCUUAGGUUCUAUACCUGAAGCUGAAAGCACACCUGUUGCUGUUGUGACCCAGCCGUACACAUCUGCCCCCCCAUCCCUCCCUCAUUUUAUGAGCCAGACAACCAUCUGUAAUGCUGACCCCCAGAGCGGAUGGGCUGACCAAGAUGUCACAGUGGUGGAAGAAUGGGAGGAAGAGCAGUUUAAACAGUUUCAAGGCAACAUCCCAGGAUUCAUCAGCUACUUUCUGAACCCUGACAAUGAGGAGGAGCCCCGCAGGGGGAGAGCAGGCCGCAGGCGAAGGUCCGGGGUUGGAGGUGCCAGGAGAGCCGAGACGGGCGAGGAGAAGCGUGGGAGACCACGAGCAGGAGGGAGAGGGCGUGGUCGGGGAGGAUUAACUCAAAUGGUGCAGGAGGUGGGGGUGAGCAGGUUGCAGAAGUUGUUCUUGCUCAGGUGGGGCAUGAGGACGCCCAGGACGGGUCAGGGAGGCGGAGCUGCUGGGAGGAAGCUGUGCCUGCAGACCAGAGAGGUUGUGAAAAAGGGUGCACGCUGUGAGAGGAAAAGAGGGCGUGGCAUAGCGUGGGCAUUAAGCCAAGUUGGAGAUGUGCUGCAGUCUGGUGAGGUCGGAGGAAGCACCACUCAGCGUGGAAGGAAAAAUACGGGGCAACAGUUUGAACAGGGCAGUCUUCCUGUGCGGAGGCCACGAAGGUCCAGAGCCAAAACAGCAACAUCGGCUUCCUGUUUUCCCACACCUAUGCAGUUUACCAAUGCACAUACUCUAUCUACCUCCAGCCACUCCUUCCAGGCUUCUCCAUCUCCCCACCUGCCAUCGCCUGCAGCCUCCUCUCCACCAUCCUGUCUUCCUGUCCCAGCCCCACCACCUCAUGAGGAGCAGCCUGAGCAGAUCGAUCGUCUUCUGGAGGAAGUGAUGAUGGGACUCGAUAUUUUACCAAACAACAAAGGCAGCGCUUCACGUGCUCAGCAUCCCCUUCCAGCAGGUAGCAACACUGGCGCCUCUGCCUCUUCUGAAAUCACCUCAUCCCAAAACAAACCGCAGAGCCUUUCUUCUGAGCUCCAUGAAUCCACUGAGGUUGCAGUUGUUGCAGGAGCAGCUGGUCGCUCCAGUUCUACAAAUGGUGUGGUGCCAGUUCUAGAGCGGCCGUGCGAGGGAGAGCUGGGUGACAUGCUGGACCACUUCCUGCAGUCGUUUGAGCAGCAUGUUGAAAGCUGUCGUGCAAGAGAGGAGAUGGAGACGAGUGGUGUGAGCUCCACAGAGUCCUGCCAACCUCUCACUCUCAUGAACACUUACAAAAAAAACAAAGAUCACACUACAAACCCCUACAUGCCUCAACUACAAAGGAGCACCCACAGAAUUGAGUGCUCUCAAACACCUGAGCUGCACAUUGAUGAAAACGAGUCUCAAGAGAGCCGCUCACAGUCACGCAAGGCCCACGCUGGCCGCACCGUUUCCCCCAAACACAUAGAGGAAACUAGACCGACUUCAAAACGACAGAACAAAAGAAGGCAAAAGCCUUAUCUGUUCUCACUAGAGAAGAAGAAGGUGAAGGUGAGGAAGCCAGACGAUGCGGUGAACAGAAACCCUCAUGCCAGAAAAGAGAAUCAGCUAAAGCAGAUUCCUGUGGUGAACCUGGAGAGGAGAGAACUGCUGCCGGUCAAAGUGGCAAUGCCGCGACACAUCUGUCAGAAUCUGAAAGGCAAGGAUGCUUUACCCUUCCUUGAGGAGCCACUUACAGCCAAACGCCUACCCUCAGCAGUUCAAUCAGGGCGCAGAAGUAGGGGCAGACCCAGGAAAAAUGACCCUCUCAGCUCAUCUAACAGAGAGUGUUCAAAACCACCCAUUCUGGCACAGCCUGCAGAUUUCUGUGUUGCGGAUGAACAACUUGAGAAAAACCAGGAGAGACGUGAGGAGGAGUUGGCUGUACAGUCACACGAAGAGGUGGGGGGGGCUACGAGGAGGGGACAGAAGAGGGGAGCAGAGUCAGACGAGGAUACGAGUGAUAACGCCACCGUGGCCAAGAGGGCUUGCUUUGAGACACCGACACAGCCACCCACCUCUGAACCUGCAGACUUUACCUCUAAACUAGGAGCCACAGAUCCUGAGGAGACAAUCGAUGUAGAGACUGUUUCUCCGACCGGAGCCUGUUUACAAGAAGAAAAAGAAAAUCUCCCGUGGAGUGAACUCAGACUAGCUGAGGGAAGUCUGACAGAUGAGGAAGUACAGAGCAGCGCUGAUGAGAUCAUCGAUGUGGAUGGAGACGACGAAAACUUUGAGAUAAAAGAAGAGAUUCAGACUCAGAGCAGAAGAGCGCCGACUGUGUUUGCUGACCUGCAGCCUUCUGUUUCACCCUCACAGUCUGCAAAUGGAAGCUGGGACGUUGUCAAAGAUGAGGUCAUCGAUGUGAUUGGAGGCUCCAGUCCCAUCCCUGAACCGGUGACCAUCACGUGGACAGAGUCUUCAGAAGGUGAAGAAGAAGAAGGAGGAGAGCUGGACGUUGAUGUAGUCGGAGAACACAAAGACAGCGCUUCAUCAGUGAUUUUCACCGCUGUGAUUAAAGACCUUGUCAAGGGAAACGUUCAGACUGAGGUGCGCUUUCAUUAACACCUCUAAUGCCCCCUUCUUUUCUGUUCGUGUGAUUUCUUACAUUGGUUCAUUUAACUGCGUCUAUUUCAGGGCUGGUGACAAAUGGUCGACGUAGAUGUUCAUGAAUGUUUGUCUUCUCUCUGUAUUGUGCUCACAUCCACGUGCAAACAUGCUGACAAUCACACCAAGGAUGUUUGUGUUGCUAUUCCACUGGGGUUUAAGAUAAAUGGAGCAAUAUGUGUCAUUUGUUUCAAGCAGUGAGGAAAGACCUGCAUCCUAAUGCGUAACAUUGUGAGCUUAAUCAGAACAAAAGACGUGUGUUUGUGUGAAGAUGUUUAGUUUUAAGCUCUUCAGCUGAGUAUAUAGAGACAGCUGGGAUUGUUCAUAAUUGAAGAAUUUUAUGUGUUACAAGUUUAAUAUUACUCAUUUGUAACUGUUAAGCAAAGUUUUUUUUUUUAAACUGAAGUAUUGGAAAUACAUUUAAAAAAUCAGGUUUUUGUAUGUAAAGAAAGCGUUUUUAUUAGUUGUACAUAUGACAGUAACCGUGCAUUACGCCUUAAUCAUGCUUCAGCUAAAAAUCUACAUCACAACUUAAUCUUCCACGGCGAUCAGAGUCGACCUGACCUGUAGUUGCAUUAUUCCAGAGCUGCACGUCAGGUUACGUUGUAAGUUACGACGUAGAUUUCCCGCUGAAGCGUAACUCAGUUAGUUGUAAAUAUGAUUGGUCAUAUAUAUAUAUACAUGUAUGUCAGCUUCUGUUCUGCCAAAAAUUUCCAGAAAACUUUCAGCACUCCUUGUUUUUAUGUUUGUUUUCGUUUGCUAAUGUUCCCCGUGGCACUUUUGGUUCAAGGAUCUGU
Maylandia zebra (zebra mbuna) is the source of this 4457-nucleotide messenger RNA. RefSeq lists its product as uncharacterized. Lineage: Eukaryota; Metazoa; Chordata; Actinopteri; Cichliformes; Cichlidae. Gene Ontology annotation, biological process: positive regulation of transcription elongation by RNA polymerase II. The record is from RefSeq and is a predicted model, not a curated record. Gene Ontology annotation, molecular function: protein binding.